Molecule: messenger RNA, 1137 nt
Organism: Aspergillus bombycis
Lineage: Eukaryota; Fungi; Ascomycota; Eurotiomycetes; Eurotiales; Aspergillaceae
Product: threonine/serine dehydratase
Exons: 2
Coding region: 1-1137 (378 amino acids)
Biological process (GO): pyruvate biosynthetic process; L-serine metabolic process; D-serine biosynthetic process
Molecular function (GO): serine racemase activity; D-serine ammonia-lyase activity; pyridoxal phosphate binding
Source: RefSeq, a predicted model, not a curated record
AUGGACCCCAAAUCCCUCGCCCAGUCCCUGACCCCCUCCAAAGUGCACGCCGCUCACACCCUCAUAAAACCGUACAUCCACCGCACGCCACUACUGACCAAUAAAACCCUCAACGGAAUAGCCUCCACGCCGCAAACCCCGGACGCCUUGAAGGGAACGCCCUACGAGGGACAGACACCCGCGAACCCGACCAUCCGAUUCUUCUUCAAAUGCGAGAAUCUGCAGCGCAUUGGCGCGUUUAAGGCCCGGGGCGCGUUUCAUGCUUUGCUGAGGUUGAUUGAGGAGAGGGGUGAAGAGGAGGUGAGAAGGAAGGGGGUUGUUACGCAUAGUUCUGGAAACCACGCGCAAGCCCUAGCCCUAGCAUCCUUCACGCUGAACAUCCCCUCCUACAUCGUCAUGCCUAGGAUCAGCACCACUUCCAAGAUCGCAGGGACAAGAGCCUACGCCAAGGAAAUCGUCUUCAGCGGGUCAACAAGCACCGAGCGAGAAGCCGUCGUCGCCGAGGUCCAGAGCAAAACGGGCGCCAUCUUAAUCCCGCCAUACGACGACUUCAACAUUAUCUGCGGUCAGGGCACGACGGGUCUUGAAAUCGAAGAGCAAUACCUGGAACUGCUGGCGCAGAAUCCGCAGUUGAGUGCCCAUGGUUCGUCCGGGCCGAGUUUGGAUGCGGUGAUUACGCCUAUUGGUGGUGGGGGGUUGAAUUCCGGUGUGGCGACUUUCUUUUCGGAUAAGAAGACGAAGGUUUUUGGGGCAGAGCCGAGUUUCGAGGGGGCGGAUGAUUGUCGACGCGGGUUGGAGGCAGGGGAGCGAGUGACCGCUGUGAAGUCGUUGACUAUUGGAGAUGGGUUAAGGACACCCGUUGGGCUGUUGAAUUGGGAGGUUAUCUCGGAUAAGAAGAAGGUGGAAGGCGUGUUUGCGGUUACGGAGGAGCAGAUUAAGGCGGCGAUGAGGCUGGUGUUGGAGAGGAUGAAGGUGGUGGUGGAGCCGAGUUCGGUGGUGGGUUUGGCGGUUUGUUUGUUUAACGAGGAGUUUCGGAGGAUCGUGGAGAAGGAGGGUGGCGAGGAGGGUUGGGAUAUUGGGAUCGUGUUUAGCGGAGGAAACACCACCGUCGAGGCUAUCGCGAAGUUGUUUACUUGA